Messenger RNA from Darwinula stevensoni, 442 nucleotides. The record is from the annotation of a GenBank genome assembly. NCBI's taxonomy places the organism in Eukaryota, Metazoa, Arthropoda, Ostracoda, Podocopida, Darwinulidae.
UGCGAGACUCGACCGAGGAAGUUCGUUCGUCAUUGCCUUGAGUGCCUUUCGCCUGUGUUCUCUUCGGCGCUUUCGACAUGAAGCUCGUGCUGGCGCUUUUGGGGCUGCUCUGCCUGGCGGCGCUGUGCCUCUCGCAGGAGGACCUCGUCCCCGCCGAGUCGGCCCAUCCGGGCUUCGGGCUCUUCCGCGGCUUUAAUGGAUACUUCAGGCCCUACGGAUACGGCGGAUACAGGCGACACUUCGGCUACCGCCCGUAUUACGGCUACGGAGGAUACCGGGGCUAUUGGGGCUGAGCGGUUCCGAGUUCCCUUCAGUUUGGGUAGCUGUCGGCGUUGUUCGUUGGUAAUAAACGGCUGACGGUCUUUUGUAUCUCUUGGCUCGCUAUUUUUCUGACUGAAUUUUCUCAUCAGAAGAUUUUUAAUAAACAACAGAUGAGAAUUUA